AUGGUUCGCAAAACGAAAAACCAGCUCCGAAGGGAACGUGCGAAACAGAGGAAGAGCUUGUCUGAAACCGUCCAGCAACAGCUUCCUGAAAUCAAAAAAGACGUGGAUGGGGCAGAAACACCGGACUCGCCUGUGGACGUGGUGGUUGAAGACGCCCCAGUAGACGAUGUUGCUGAAUACCAGGCUAUUUUUGAUAAGUUCAAUAAGCCAAAGGAAUCACCAAUUGGAGACGGACAUGACAAUGAACAGAAAACAGAAGAGGCGAAGUCGGAGUACGAGGGUUUUGAAAAAGAUGAUCUUCCCGAGCAGCUAUCAAAACGUCAGUUCAAGAAAAAGUACCAGAUCCCAUUGGCAUACUUGAAAGCUGAGUCGGACAAGCCUGAACUUCUGGAGAUGGCGGACGUGAACUCACCGGAUCCGCGACUUCUCGUGUAUUUGAAGACACUCCAUAAUGCGACUCCUGUUCCGCAACACUGGGGUGCUGCCAAAGGAUUUUUAAUGGGUAGAAGGAAUUACGACAGGCCCCCUUACCAGUUGCCCAAGUUCAUUGCAGAUACGGGAAUCAUACAAAUGAGGAGUUCGAUGAACGACAAAGAGACGACUCUAAAACAGCGAAUGAGAGAAAGAGUGCAACCGCGAAUGGGUCAACUAGACAUCGAUUUCAACAAAUUAUACGACGCAUUUUUCAAAAACCAGUCAAAGCCGGAUCUCCUGCGCUAUGGAGAGGUCUAUUUCGAGGGUUUGGAGAGCAUCGAGCUUCUGGGGCCAUUUAAAGUUAGCAAGUAUCGUCCAGGAGUGAUGAGUCCUCGGCUCCGUGAAGCUCUGGGAAUGAUUGGACCUAAGUCGAGAUUGCCACCAUGGUAUGAAAAAUUCCAAAAAUUGGGGCCACCACCAGCUUAUCCCUAUAUGCGUAUCAACUCUGACGGUACUGUUUCUUUUGACAACGAUCAGAGAACAGUGGUCAACAGAGCAGAGCCCGUGGAUCGCACGAGAUGGGGAGAACUGGAGGAAGUAUAUGAAAGCGAGAGUGAGGAGGAAGCAGAUCAAGGAGCAGAAAAAGAAGAGGAAGAACAGCGCCCCAUGCGAACAGAGCAAGAGUCAGACUCCCAGUACAUCGCAGCUGCAGGAGAUGUGGCCAUUGAUAGUAUUGAAGCUGAAGGCACUCCAUUACAGAACGCUCAAGCACAGCAAGAUACCAACGAAACGGACGAUGGAGGCCCUAAGAAGCUAUACACAGUUUUGAAGGAGAAAAAGGGGGGGCAGCACGAGAGUAUCUAUGGCUCUGAAACUCUCGCUUACGAUCUGAAACGCACCGGAGAUGUGGAGUCCGUGCCACCUUCGAAGAGGCGCAAGGAACUGCACAAUGACGAUAAGAAGGAAGAGAAAUUUAGAUUCUGA
Ogataea angusta is the source of this 1398-nucleotide messenger RNA. RefSeq lists its product as uncharacterized. The coding region runs from base 1 to 1398 and encodes 465 amino acids. Gene Ontology annotation, cellular component: U2-type spliceosomal complex; nucleus; precatalytic spliceosome. NCBI's taxonomy places the organism in Eukaryota, Fungi, Ascomycota, Pichiomycetes, Pichiales, Pichiaceae. The record is from RefSeq and is a predicted model, not a curated record. Gene Ontology annotation, biological process: mRNA splicing, via spliceosome. The transcript has a single exon.